Molecule: messenger RNA, 2293 nt
Organism: Amborella trichopoda
Lineage: Eukaryota; Viridiplantae; Streptophyta; Magnoliopsida; Amborellales; Amborellaceae
Source: RefSeq, a predicted model, not a curated record
AUUUAUGAAUUAUGACCUCUUUGAAUAUCACCUCAUAAUGGAGAUCAUGAGUAAUUAGUCUUUAUUUCAUAGACUAUUGCAUAGACUCACACACACACAGUCCUAUGACCUUGCUGAACAUCACUGCGACUAGUUUUCAUUUCAUAGACUCUUGCACAGAGAGAGAGAGAGAGAGAGAGAGAGCUUUUUUAUUUCCCUUAGUUUUCAGCACUAGAAACCAUGCUUUUGAGGAAUUAGUCUUAAUUUCAUCCUAUGACCUUGUUAAACAUCACACAGUGGAGAUCAUUAGUAAUUAGUCUUCAAUUCCUAGACCUUUGCACCAAGAGAGAAACAAAGAGAGCCUUGUUUAAGAUCACUUCACAAUGGAGAUCAUGAGCAUUUAGACUUCAUUUUAUAGACUUUCGUGAGUGCGCGCUCCUGAAAACACAGAGACCCUUUAGAUUGGCCUUAGUUUUCAACAUAAGGAGCCAUGGAUUUGAGCAUAUUGACCAUGACCAUAUUGUCCAUCACCUUGGCCUCCAUGAUCUUAGCCUUGAGGAUCCUUCAAAGCUCAAAAGUGAAGAUAAGGCUACCCCCAGGCCCUCCUAGGUGGCCCAUUGUAGGGAACCUCCUACAACUUGGUCCCUUACCUCACAAGGACUUUGCUUCCUUUUGCUCAAAGUAUGGACCCUUGGUCUACUUGAGACUAGGCAAUGUGGAUUCAAUCACAACAAAUGACCCUGAAAUCAUCAAAGAAAUUCUCCUCAAACAAGAUGAUGCAUUUGCCUCUAGACCAAAGACACUAGCUGCUAUACACUUAGCCUACAACAGUGGAGAUGUGGCCCUAGCACCAUUUGGGAAGCAUUGGAAACACAUGAGAAGGAUAUGCAUGGAGCAUCUCUUGAGCACCAAGAGAUUGGAGUCUUUUCAAGAGCAAAGGAGGCAAGAAGCUCAAUUUAUGGUCAGCUCUGUGUACAGAGAUGCCAUGCAUGGGAAAACCAUCAACUUGAGGGAGGUUUUGGGAGCAUUUUCGAUGAACAACGUGACCCGGAUGAUCCUCGGGAAGCAGUAUUUCGGGGCAGGGUCAGCCGGACCGGACGAGGCGGCGCAGUUCAUGGAUACCACACAUGAGCUAUUUUGGUUGAUGGGUGUAAUUUAUCUAGGGGACUACUUGCCAUUUUGGAGAUGGUUAGACCCAUAUAGAUGUGAAGAGAAGAUGAGAGAUGUUGAAAAGAGAAUGGAUGCAUUUCAUGUGAGGAUCUUAGAGGAGCAUAGGAGGAGGACCAAGGUGGUAAAGGAAGGGAGCAAGGAUGAAACAAUGGAUUUUGUGGACAUAUUGCUAUCUUUGCCUGGUGAAGAUGGGAAGGAGCACAUGGAGGACAUUGAGAUUAAAGCUCUUGUUCAGGAUAUGAUCGCGGCGGCAACGGACACAUCUUUGGUGACCAACGAGUGGGCUAUGGCAGAGGUGAUAAGGAAUCCAAGGAUAUUGAAGAAGUUGCAGGAUGAGCUCGAUACAGUCGUCGGGAAAGAUCGAAUGGUUGUCGAAUCCGACUUAAAUCACCUCCAAUUCUUGCGCUGCAUAGUGAGAGAAACUUUCCGGAUGCACCCGGCCGGCCCUUUCCUGAUCCCUCAUGAGUCCCUUAGGCCAACCAAGUUAGCAGGAUUUGAUGUACCAGAGAAGACCAGGAUUUUCAUCAACGCUUAUGCACUGGGGAGGAACCCUAAAAUUUGGGACAAUGUUGAUGAAUUCUAUCCUGAGAGGCACAUGACAGUGGAUGGGGGUAGAAUUGAGAUCAGCCAUGGUGCUGAUUUCAAAAUCCUUCCUUUUAGUGCAGGGAAAAGGAAAUGUCCUGGUGCUCCUCUGGGGUUGUGCUUUGUGUUGCUUGGACUAGCACGCCUCUUCCAUGCAUUUAAUUGGUAUCCACCAAAGGGAAUGAGCGAGAAAGACAUAGAUGUUAAUGAGGUUUAUGGCUUGACAAUGCCCAAGGCCAACCCCCUCCUUGCCAUGGCCAAGCCACGCCUCCCCUCUCAUCUAUACUAGUCUCUCUCUCUCUCUCUCUCUCUCUCUCUCUCUCUCUCUCUCUCUCUCUCUCUCGUGGUUUGAUUUUCUACCAGUUUAUCUUGCCUAGUUGAGUGUGAUAUGUUAGUGUCAUAUUAGAUGUAUUCUACACUUUGGGCUUGCUUUUAAUUUCAUUUUCCAAACUAUGAGAACAAGUGUGAUAUGUUAGUGUCAUAUUAGAUGUAUUCUACACUUUGGGCUUGCUUUUAAUUUCAUUUUCCAAACUAUGAGAACAAGUGUGAUAUGUUAGUGUCA